Messenger RNA from Mobula hypostoma (lesser devil ray), 8203 nucleotides. RefSeq names its product PHD finger protein 20-like. The transcript has 19 exons. Lineage: Eukaryota; Metazoa; Chordata; Chondrichthyes; Myliobatiformes; Myliobatidae. Gene Ontology annotation, biological process: regulation of transcription by RNA polymerase II. The record is from RefSeq and is a predicted model, not a curated record. The coding region runs from base 278 to 3325 and encodes 1015 amino acids. Gene Ontology annotation, cellular component: MLL1 complex; NSL complex.
CGCCCCUAGUGUGGAUGCGGCGCGCAGCCGAAUCCCACCCGGAUUGUGUGUUUAUUGCCUUUUCUCUUUUAAAAAUCCCCCCUCUGCCGCUGAUUUGCAUAUUUUGGGAAGUUUCCACUCUCACCCUCCCGAGAAAGGGAAGCAGGAAAGACAGCAGGAUCUGUAUUCCCCCCCCCCACCGCCGUGGAGUUUGUACAUGAGGGAGGCGAGAGGGAAAAAGAAGAGUCGUCACAGCGAAGGCGGCAUGGACGGAGCGAGGGAAUAAAGUGUGUUGAAGAUGUCCAAGAAGCCUCCGAGUAGGCGGGGUAUUACGUUUGAAGUGGGCGCUCGCCUCGAGGCACGAGAUCGACUCAAGAAAUGGUAUACGGCACACAUAGAGAAGAUUGAUUAUGAGGAGGGAAAGGUAUUGAUUCACUUCAAGCGUUGGAACCAUCGGUACGAUGAGUGGUUCAGCUGGGAUAGCGUGUAUCUGCGACCCCUGGAAAGACCCCUCCUGCGGAAGGAGGGGGCUAAACUGGAUGAACCAACUGUGGAGUUCCGGCCCAGUGAGCAGGUGCUGGCGUGUUGGUCAGAUUGCAGGUUUUAUCCAGCCAAAGUCAUUUCAGUCAACAAGGAUGCUUCUUACACGGUUGAGUUCUACGAUGGAGUUGUUCAGACUGUGAAGAAAAUCCACGUCAAGUCCAUUCCUAAAUCCUCCAGGGAGAAGAAUGCAGCGAGUGGGCGGAACAAGGAGAACGGUUCCGGGAGCGGCCGGCGAAGGGAGAGGUUCAGAGAGAAGAGUUUGCAGUCUGUCAUUGGUCAGCAGGCCAGUGAAAGCAAGCUGGCUGAGAAGGAGGGAGGGGAGGAAGAGGCCAAGCCUGUCCAGAAGGAGAUGGAGCAGGGGCAACGCAAGCCGCCCCAGGAACCGGCUGCGGAGCCAAAGGCCGCGGAGCCGAAGACAGCGGCGAGUUCUCCGCCGCCGGGGACCCCGCCCCCUGCCCCGCAGCCCCACAAGCCAGAGGAGAAACGGAAACGCGGGAGACCCCCUUCCUCUGGGCACGCAGGUAGCCAUUCUAAAGGGGCAGCAUCCCAGGAUCGCCGGUUACUGCCAUCGCGUCAAGGAGGCUCUGGAACUGGGAAGAGGAAAUGUGCCUCGGCUGCCUCAAUGCUGCCCAAGCAAAUGAAGUUCAGCAAAGCCUCGGACCAGGGCCCGCCCGCGGGCAGCCAGGGGCAGAAUAGGAGGCGGUCCUUGCGUCUUGCUUCUGGUGACAGCAACCCUUCAACCACCAACACACCGAGUGACGGAGUGGAGCCCCGAAGCAAAGCAAAGGAGCUGGAGAAAGCAGAGGAAGCCGCAGCAGCGUCCGAACCCCCAGCCGAGGCCCAGCAAGCCCCCACUGUCCAAGCCCGGUGUUCCUCCGAAGCUCCGGCCACCCCUUUGGCGCCCGAAGUCGCUGCUGCCGCUCCGGAGCCCCAGGCCAAAGAGACAGCCAAAGCCGACUCCCCCGAGCCAAGCUCUGAGCCAAGAGAGGCUCCACCCGAAGCUGCUCCUGUUGUGAAGCGUGUGCCUCGAUCCCAGAACCCAAACAGAUACAGUAGGGAACCCUUAACCAAUGCUGCCCAGAGCCCUGAGGAACAGCUCCCACCCAAGGCAUUGAUCAUUGACCUGGACCACAACAAGUUCAAGUGCAAGAUUGCCGAGUGCUCGAAGGCGUUCCGCAAGGCCAAGAUGCUGCACUACCACAUGAAGUACUACCACGGCAUUGAGAAGUCAGAGUCGGAGCAGGGGUCCCCCAAGCGGAGCAUGCAGACCCGCGGCUCCUGCCCUUCGGAAACAGAAUCGCUCCUGGACAGUCCCAAGAGACGCCGCACCACCUCGGGAUCCUUGCAUGGAUCCCAGAGCACGUCCCAGCGGGACACCCCAUCUUCCAGCGUUGACCUGAAAGCCGCGAAGCUGAACGAGAAGAGGCGCAUUUCAGCCCCGUCCUCCCUUGACUUGGCUGCUCAGACCAGGCUGUCCCUGCGGGACAAGAGCAAGGACAACCAGCUGGAGAGGUCCCACAGGAAGCUGCAGGAUCGGGAAAGGGGCUUCAUGGACAGUGAUGUUUCAGAUGACGACCCCACGAGCGACUCAUCCACAGACAGUCUCCUCUGGAGCGACGACGAUUACAGUCAGGACGUAGAUGUGACCACGAAUCCUGACGACACCGGGGACGGCGAAGACAGCCAGAUGGAGAUCGUGCGCUGCGUCUGUGAAGUAGAGGAGGAGAAUGAAUUCAUGAUUCAGUGUGAGGAGUGUCUGUGCUGGCAGCACGGUGUCUGCAUGGGUUUGCUGGAAGAUAGCGUUCCCGAGAUCUACACCUGUUACAUGUGCCGUGAACCGCCAGAGCACCGCUUGAGUUCUCGCUACUGGUACGACAAGGAGUGGCUGACCAGUGGCCACAUGCAUGGCCUGGCCUUUCUCAAAGAGAAUUAUUCCCACCAGAACAGCGGCAAGAUAGUGGCAACACACCAGCUGCUGGGAGACGUUCACAAGGUCAUCGAGCUGCUGCAUGGGCUGCAGCUGAAGAUAUACAUCCUACAGAAUAAAGAUCAACCAGACCUGAAACUCUGGUGCAAGCCUUGGCACGUUUCUCCCUCCACCAUCGAAAAGCUGUGGGAGAGGCAUCUCACUCCCAGCGAGGACAGCAACAGCGGCCUCAGCACCAGCAUGAGCACGCAGGGAAGGACCCCUAACGGCACGGCUGAGCGGCAGAGUCAAAUGCCCGUUAUCGAGGAGUCCUAUAUCACCAGUGAGCAUUGCUACCAGAAACCCCGAGCCUACUACCCUGCCGCGGAGCAGAGGCUGGUGGUGGAGACCAGGAAUUCCUCCUUGGAUGAGGGCUUCGGCCGGAUGCGGGAAAAUGGUGACGAGGCGCUGGCAGAGAGGUUUGGGAGGAACGUCGAUGAAGAUUCAGGGCGGACUGACUUCGAUCUUCGAGAGCAAGACAGCCUCUGUAAGGGUGAGAGCGGCACUGGCAAGGUCCAGGGUACUGAGUCAACGGCCGAAGUGCAGAGUGAGGAGAGCCGGGGGCCGAAGGAGUCCGAGGACGGGGGAGACAGUGACCCCCAGCUUCAGUGGCAGGUCAACCUGCUGGCACACAUCGAGUCCUUGCAGGACGAAGUAUGCCACCGGAUGGACUUCAUCGAGAGGGAGCUGGAUGUAUUGGAAAGCUGGCUGGACUACUCUGGAGAGCUGGAACCUCCUGAUCCUUUGGCACGACUGCCUCAGCUCAAGAACCGGAUGAAGCAGCUCCUCGCAGACUUGGGCAAGGUGCAGCAGAUUGCUUCCUACUGUCCUGUGUGAGCGAUGCUUCGAACACUCGUGAACGGCUUCCCCACUCUCUCCCCAUCCACAGGUCACUCUCCCCAUGCAAGCCAGGACCAGCGCCAGACGGAAGCGAUUUGGCUUUGGUGCCGAUGUUGAAUCCGGACACCAGUUUGCACUUUUAUUCGUAUUGCUUCAUGUUUUUCAUCAGUUCUCGGAGCUUUUUGAACCUUUCUUUGUUUUCCUGGAUAUUGACGGAAGGAAGCGGGGAGCUUCGGCCUCGGUGGAAGGAGUGGUCUGUGAGCCACUCAUCAGCCAGCAUACGUCUCCCGCAUGCCGCGUGUUGCUUGGGUCCAGCUGUGUCUGAACUUGCAAUUGUGUCAGGCCGUCCAGGAGUGAUGAAAGGGAGGGAGGCUGGAAAAAUCACUGUAAAGAAUUUAGUACUUUCUUCAAUCCCUGUGUCAACCUCUCUUAGUGUUGUGUGUUGUUCUUGUGUGUGGACGAGGCAGGAUGGGUGUGAAAGUGCCAGACGCCGCAGUCUGCAGGCACCGAGUGGAGGGAGGGUCGGAGUAGACACAGUGGGGGAAUGAGGGAAUCUGUGCGUGGGGAUGGUAAUUUCAGAUCUGCCAGUGCACUUGGGGUUAAGUGCUGCAGUCCCUAAAUGGUUAAUUCCACAUGGCUCAUGUCACAGUCUCUUGGCCAUGCCUUGAGCUGGUCUCUUGCCUCACCCACGUCGAAGGCAGGCAGGUGGCACGCGGCACGCGGCUGGAAUCUCUGCUCCCACCUGCUGCUUUUUGCCACUGCCAUUGGGCCUGACUGCUGUGUGCAUAACUGGGCAUCUGAGAUGGAAUUCCCGACGCAGCUGCAGUGAAUGUCGCUUGCAAAAUACCAGGGGAGUGCUCAGGCCACUCCACAUCUGGGCUACAGCUGUUGGCACAUCAGCCUUUGGCUCAUAGCCAACUGAGCACUUUGUGCCCCACCCCCCCGCCAUCCACCCACUGUACAACUCGGACUCUGUCCAAUGACCAAGGGAAAAAAUGGCCGGAGUCGCUCAGCACUUCAGUGCAAGGGUGUUUAUUAGGUGUAUCAAAAAUCAAACUUCCAAAUUACCAAAAAUAGUGAAAAGAAAACUGCCAAAGUUACAAAAAGAUAUUUACAAGAAAACAAUAAAUAGCUCCAUACUAUUUUUGUCCAGUGUGAACUCCCAGCAGCCCUGAUCUCUCUCUCUCUGUCUCUCUCCUGCUGAGGGCGAUGAGCCCCAUUUAUUAGGCACCAGGAUGUACCAUCUUUAAUUACCUACAAAGUUAACGUAAGAAUGCACAUGAAUCAGAAUACGAUGCACCCUACAAUGUAGUUACAAUCAUAUUACAACAUAAAGAGAAAUGUCUACCUUAAGUACAGUAUUCAAACAACAUAAAUGCAUUUCAGCAAUGGCAAUGUGUAUGAUACGGAAUAUUUCGCUAUGUAUGGUGGGAAAAAUUCCACAAAGCUAAACCCUUUAGGACUCAUUAUGAGAACGUACCGGGGAAGACAUUAAAGUGUGUACAUUCACUGCAACAACAGCAGAAUAACAAUGUAAUGAGGAGUGUGUUUACCGUGCGCUCCCUGUCACACCCACCGUCCGCUGCCCUACUACCCACCCAGCCGCGCGCCUUAAGACCCCUCCCUGGAGACAGUCAAAAAUCAGUCCGUCUCCGGGCAUUGCAGAUGUCCACAGACGUGAACAGAUUGUCAGUAAUCUAUUAGAAGCCCUGCUCCAGCUGUGCUUUCUGACAGUUCAGGCUUGGCUGGUCAGUGAACGCAGUUUACCAGCCUGUGGUUCAGGGAGGAGAGCAGGAGCAGCCAGAGUCCUGGCCUCAUCCCUCCAGAUCACCCUGCAAUUCUCCCCCAUGCUCCCUCAACUGCUCAGAGGUGCCUCCCAGUCAUCCCUCAUCGAGAAGACCAGAACAGGUUGUGAUCAAGUGAAAAGGAGGUCAACACAGAAAAUCAAACAGCUUUUUAAAAAAAAAUGCAAUAAAAAAUAAAUGAUCAUCCCCUGAUCAUUCGCCUAAAUUUGAUAGUUUUCAGUCACUUGUAUGUUUACACCGGGAAGUUAAACGGAGGCACAAGAGUGUAGGUGCCAGAAUCUGUAGCAACAAACUGCUGGAGGACUCAGAGCAAUAUAAAAGGGAUUGAUCUAGAUUAAAGGUUUCUCUGUUCCUGGAUGAUGCUUCUCAAAAUUUUUUAAAGAAAGUUAAAUGUUGGAAUUACUAAUACAGGGAGAGCACCAACAGAAAACGAAUUGUAUCAGAGGUAAGGAGCACAGUUCUGUUUGAUGUCUGUAUAGAGAUGGUGAGGCUCCUUGCCUGCUGUUGGCUUGAGAAUCCUUUGGUCUUGAGCUACCGUGCAGCUGAACACAAAUACUAUUUGAGUCUACUUGUAUCACGUAGGAAUUUGGAGAAAGAAAACAAUUCUUUAUUGAAUAUAAUGCAUUUAAUUGAGUAAGCGAGCUGACACUUUGCAGUAGUUCAACUAAGCUAAAGAUGUUUUGUUGAUGAUUUUCAUUUGUACUUGGUGUUUGAGUCUUCUCUGUUAAGUGUCCAACAAUAAUCAGCUAACAUUGAUGGAUUCCAGCUGCCCUGAUACCAUUUUUUCAUAACCUCAAUGUCCUGGUGAAACCUUUCACCAUGCUCAUCACUUAUGCUGCCAAGAUUUACAGGGAAAAAGUCUAAAUGGGAAUGGAGAAAAUGAAUCUUUAGUGACAUGCCGCACUUCAUGGUUUUGUAUGUUUGAAGCAUGUUGUCAACCAGCUGCAUGUAGUUUGGUGCUCUGCAGUUGCCAAGAAAUUUUUCAGCAAAAUUCUUGAAUGCCUUCCAUGCAAUUUUCUUUGGUCCCACUAGUAGUUCUUUGAAUUGCCUGUCAUUGAUGGCCUGUUUGAUUUGUGGACCAACAAAAAUACCUUCCUUAACCCUGGCAUUAGUUAUUCUGACUUGAAUUAUGAAUUGAAAUAGCAAAUGUAUGUAGGUGAUUUCAAAAGAUAGUGCAUGAUAUGGAAAUUUCAUGGUGAUUUUCCUGAUCAGCAGCCUGAAGUCUAUAAGAUACACCCAGAAGUAUUCAGGAAGCAAGAUUUUUGUUGUCCAGUGUAAUCAGUCGCUCUCUGCUGCCUUUGGUGAAGUCUGCCCCCUGUACUUGCACUGUCAUAUUGUCCUCACACCACAGCACUUGCACUUCAUCUUCACAGGAUAUCGAGGCUUCCCAAGUUCUCCAGAGACCUCUGCUGCAUGAAUCUUGUCGAUGGAAAGGCGAGGAAGGGAAUUGAGGAUCCUGGAGGAAGUGCCAAUUUCCUCAUGGUAUUCCCAUUCCAGUACAUCAGUCCAUGGCCUCUACUGCCACAAUGAGACCACUCUCAGGUUGGAGGAGCAACACUUCAUAUUCCACCUGGAUGGCCUCCAACCUGACAGCAAUUACUUCAGCUUCCAAUUUCUACCCUCCCACUUCUCUCUUUGUCCAUUCCCUAUUCUGGCUCCCCUCUUCUUCAACUUAGUCUGCUGUUUUCAAAGAGCCACUUUUCAUUGCAAAGCCCCUGUUCUUCCACCUGGAUUUAGUAGUGUUCAGUCACUUGUAUACUUGCACUCCAAGAAGUUUAAGUGGAGACGCGAGAGCUGCAGAUGGCAGAAUCUGGAACAACGAAUAAUCUGGUGAAACUCAUUGGUCCAGCAUCUGUGGGAAGAAAGGAAUCAUUGAGGUUUUGGUGCGCCUUGAUGUAGGGUUUUAAUCCAAAAUGCCAACAGUUCCCCUCCUCACACAGAUGGUGCUUGGCCCGCUGAGUUCCGCUAGUAGAUUGGUGCUGAAGGGAGUUAAUUGUACGUUGUAUAUUGUGAUGUGUAGGAAUGUGGUUCUUGGUGAAUUCUUCUGUGGGGUGAUGGCAUCACUGGGAAAGCUAACAUUUAAUACAAUUUACAACUGCCCUCCUAAAGGUUAUAAUUAGAGCUCCCUUGAACCACUGGAGCCCCUGUGAUGAAUGUUCUCUUGUGGUGCUCAAGGAAAGGGGUUCCAAGAUUUCAGUGGAACUGUGAGAACAUAUUAUGUUUUCAAAUCGGCUGCCUUUGUGAUUCACAGGGAAAAACUGCAAGGUUGCCUCAUUUCUGCCUUUGUCUGCUGCACCUUCCCUCCAGAGUGUGGUACAAGGUAAAGUUUCUUGAAAUUUACCACAGUCUUCCACUUCACUGCCUAACAAUUUGCCCUGAAACUUGGUUUAUUGACUAUGAAAUUCUCGACCAUGUUGUUUUAGUGGCACAACCUUACUUUCUUAUUCUGGCUUCUUCCCCCUUCCUUUCCAGUUCUGAUGAAGAGUCUCGGCCCAAAACAUUGAGUGGUUAUUCCCCUCCAUAGAUGCUGCCUGACCUGCUGAGUUCAUCCAGCAUUUUGUGUGUAUUAUCCAUGACUUUGGAGUUCUCCAUGAUGAUGAAACCUAAGACUAGAUGGUGGCAACAUCUAAAUUGUCCUUGUCGAUUGGUUCCAGAUGACAAUAUUUACAGGGUUUAUUGUAAGGGAAUUGAAACGUGUACAUCUCUGGUAAUCUCUUCCAUCUUUGACAAAAACGAUGUCAAGUAUCCUGGUGUGUCCUGCUUGAUCUAAAAAUCUCUGUUCUUUACAAACAGUAAUACCUGCUGCGGAACCUCUUGAGCUUAUGUCUAAAACUUUAUGUUGAUGUACGGUAUCCAUGGCAGUUGAACAGCUAGAGACAUUUCAGAAAUAUGGCUCUCAGUCUCCCUAGCCACCCACAUUGAUAAAUUCCAUUCAGACUAGGUUUGACCAAGACAGGGAUACAAGAUUGACUCCCUGUCUAGCCUGCCCUGCAGUCAAAUUCAAUAUCCUAGUUUUCUAAUUACACUGAGUUUGAUCCUGUUGGCUUUGUCCCUACCAUCGUCUUCUAAA